Suillus subalutaceus is the source of this 1557-nucleotide messenger RNA. RefSeq lists its product as uncharacterized. The record is from RefSeq and is a predicted model, not a curated record. Lineage: Eukaryota; Fungi; Basidiomycota; Agaricomycetes; Boletales; Suillaceae. The transcript has 5 exons. The annotation marks the transcript as partial.
GAGCAGCCGAGCAUCGCCUGGGUCAUUAUCGCGACGACGGUCUUCGGAUUUCUGUUCUACUCGCUGACGGUGAUGGCAUGUUUGGUAUCUCCCGCUUGUCCAUUUCAAACGCCGAUAUCAACGAUCUUGCGCAUGUUGCGCAUAGACAGGGUUCUACGCCUGGUGCUCAAACGAGUAUCCUGUUAUUUCCAGCAGCUCACAACGUUAGUGCACGGCGUGCUGCAACGAUUGCUUGGUAUCGUCAGAUCGAGAUGGAGUUGUUUGUCUGAAAUAUUUAGAGGCCCUGUACAUGCGGUCGGCACAUUCGCACGACGAUCUCUUCAGCAGUUAUUCACCACGCUUCAUAACUGGCUGCGUUUUGUUGCUCCGCACUCCCUGAUAAAGGUCGUGGACACAGAAGCACAGCCGCUCGACCUGCAUUUGGAUUUUUCGUCGGAGAAUGAAUACGCUCUCAGCCUCCCUGACAUACCCACCAGCAAUCUCGAAGCACCUAGCAUCAAGUGGCUGCUUGAGACAUCUACGGAUCCUGAAGUAUUUCUCGCGGCUGUCAGCCUUGUUCCGCUGGUCGAAUGGCCCCUGGAUCUUGACGUCUCAGACACGUUGCCUCAGCUGUAUGAUAUUUUCACAAGCUGCAUCGGCUUUCAUGGGCAAAUUAUACCGUCGUUGGAGGAGAAGGCCUCGGCUUGUAUAAUGGCUCUGAGUCAUCUAUAUUGUGGCCGCGUUCUUCAGUAUCCUGGCCAUGGUGAAUUUCUUUGCCGUGGGAGAAGAGACUACGACGUGUUUCAGGAGAUUAGCAUGAUGGACAUGGGUGAAGCCAACGACAUGGUGCUUGCCCUGGCUAUGCAACUUUGUUUUCCGGAAGAUGAUGACGAUAGAUCUUUGCUGUAUACGUUUUGGUUAGACGAGUGUCCCGACUCUGUCUUUGAGUGGGUGUCACACUCUCUUCCUUACCUCUUUGUCACUGGGCGAGUGAAGAAAGAUGCAGAAGAAUUCGCCAUAGAGGUGAUAUCAAAACUGUCAUCCUCUUCUUCCUCUCCGUCGAAUCAAAUCAUAGCAAAUUGCACUCUUCUCGCUUGCGUCAUGGUCGGGGUUCGGUUUGACAAGAAGGAUAUAGUUCGGAUUGAUAAAAGUUCUUCCCUGCCUCGAUUCGCGAAUGCCCUUUUGGCGCAUUUUGAAAAGGUUCUCUGGGCAUACGAUGGAGGCGAUCUCGAGAAAGACAGCACAGGAAUCACACGCCGGGCAUGGAACCUCCUCGACGUUAUUUGUCGCAUCCUCGAGCCUGCCAAACAGUAUUAUAGUCCUUCAUGCUACACCAUCCGGAACCUAGAUAUGUGCAGGAAGAUUUACGAGCGAGCGAGGUCAUCCGAACAACAUUAUCCCUGGAAAUUGUUGGAUGCUCUGCAAAAUGCACUGCACUUCACGCUCACUGCUGUCCAAGUAUCUCGGGACCCUGCCCAGUUGUGGUAUAACCAGUUUUUUCAGACAGCCAUUUCCCACUCGCCAGAAGACUUCGACUGGCUGGUGGACUACCUCGAGUAUAUUCAUUCCUAUAUUCAU